AUGCCUUCACUCACACCUCUCUACCCUCCAUCCCUCGCGCUCACACCGACUCACAGCAAAGAAGCUGUUGCUGGUGCUGCCGUUGACCCACUCGCCCUGGUGCGGCGGGUGCAGGCGGAAAUGCUCUGGCAGGCCCGCUGGCAGCCACCAGGAGGAGCGCGGGAAGGGGUUGCACAGCAGACUGGAGGGAAGGGGGGGAGGGGAGGGGAGAUGAAAAGAGGGAGAGACGGGGGAGGGAUGUGGCAGAGUGAUGCAGAAGUUUCCGACAGUCCCACCUAUCAGUCCCACCUAUCAGUCCCACCUAUCAGUCCUACCUAUCAGUCCCACCUAUCAGUCCCACCUAUCAGUCCCACCUAUCAGUCCCACCUAUCAGUCCCACCUAUCAGUCCCAAUUAUCAGUCCCUCCUAUCAGUCCCACCUAUCAGUCCUACCUAUCAGUCCCACCUAUCAGUCCCACCUAUCAGUCCCACCUAUCAGUCCCACCUAUCAGUCCCACCUAUCAGUCCCACCUAUCAGUCCCACCUAUCAGUCCCACCCACCUAUCAGUCCCACCUAUCAGUCCCACCCACCUAUCUGUCCCACCUAUCAGUCCCACCUAUCAGUCCCUCCUAUCAGUCCCUCCUAUCAGACCCACCUAUCAGUCCCACCUAUCAGUCCCACCUAUCAGUCCCACCUAUCAGUCCCACCUAUCAGUCCCACCCACCUAUCAGUCCCACCUAUCAGUCCCACCUAUCAGUCCCACCUAUCAGUCCCACCCACCUAUCAGUCCCACCUAUCAGUCCCACCCACCUAUCAGUCCCACCUAUCAGUCCCUCCUAUCAGUCCCACCUAUCAGUCCCACCUAUCAGUCCCACCUAUCAGUCCCACCUAUCAGUCCCUCCUAUCAUCAGUCCCACCUAUCAGUCCCACCUAUCAGUCCCACCUAUCAGUCCCACCUAUCAGUCCCACCUAUCAGUCCCACCUAUCAGUCCCACCCACCUAUCAGUCCCACCUAUCAGUCCCACCUAUCAGUCCCACCUAUCAGUCCCUCCUAUCAUCAGUCCCACCUAUCAGUCCCUCCUAUCAGACCCACCUAUCAGUCCCACCCACCUAUCAGACCCACCUAUCAGACCCACCUAUCAGUCCCACCUAUCAGUCCCUCCUAUCAGUCCCACCUAUCAGUCCCACCUAUCAGUCCCACCUAUCAGUCCCACCUAUCAGUCCCACCUAUCAGUCCCACCUAUCAGUCCCACCUAUCAGUCCCACCUAUCAGUCCCACCUAUCAGUCCCACCUAUCAGUCCCACCCACCUAUCAGUCCCACCUAUCAGUCCCACCUAUCAGUCCCUCCUAUCAUCAGUCCCACCUAUCAGUCCCACCUAUCAGUCCCACCUAUCAGUCCCACCCACCUAUCAGUCCCACCUAUCAGUCCCACCUAUCAGUCCCACCUAUCAGUCCCUCCUAUCAUCAGUCCCACCUAUCAGUCCCUCCUAUCAGACCCACCUAUCAGUCCCACCCACCUAUCAGACCCACCUAUCAGACCCACCUAUCAGUCCCACCUAUCAGUCCCACCUAUCAGUCCCACCUAUCAGUCCCACCUAUCAGUCCCACCUAUCAGUCCCACCUAUCAGACCCACCUAUCAGACCCACCUAUCAGACCCACCUAUCAGUCCCACCUAUCAGUCCCACCUAUCAGUCCCACCUAUCAGUCCCACCUAUCAGUCCCACCUAUCAGUCCCACCCACCUAUCAGUCCCACCUAUCAGUCCCACCUAUCAGUCCCACCUAUCAGUCCCACCUAUCAGUCCCUCCUAUCAGUCCCACCUAUCAGUCCCACCUAUCAGUCCCACCUAUCAGUCCCACCUAUCAGUCCCACCUAUCAGUCCCACCUAUCAGUCCCACCUAUCAGUCCCACCUAUCAGUCCCUCCUAUCAGUCCCUCCCAUCAGUCCCUCCUAUCAGAAAUGAGGGGACAGGAGCAGGUGAUGCAGAAGAUUCCGACAUGUCAACGAGCAGCAUGAGGGAGUGA
Molecule: messenger RNA, 2004 nt
Organism: Closterium sp. NIES-65
Lineage: Eukaryota; Viridiplantae; Streptophyta; Zygnematophyceae; Desmidiales; Closteriaceae
Source: the annotation of a GenBank genome assembly